Messenger RNA from Pomacea canaliculata, 3116 nucleotides. RefSeq names its product putative amine oxidase [copper-containing]. Gene Ontology annotation, molecular function: copper ion binding; primary methylamine oxidase activity; quinone binding. Gene Ontology annotation, cellular component: plasma membrane. The record is from RefSeq and is a predicted model, not a curated record. NCBI's taxonomy places the organism in Eukaryota, Metazoa, Mollusca, Gastropoda, Architaenioglossa, Ampullariidae. Gene Ontology annotation, biological process: amine metabolic process.
GUGCUGGUGUGCCUCACACGGGCUGCGAGUCUCGGGUAUCCAGGCCACAGUGAUGUGCGAUAGGAGAGCUGGUGAAGUCUCCUCGAUACACACUUGCAGCUGUCAGCUUGCAUAAUCCACGCCAUUUUUAAGGUAUCAUGGACUCAGCGAAAAAAUACAGACGACGGAUCGGGUUUUGGCGUUGCACACUGCUGUCCUGGUUGUUGCCAUGUUGGCGGUUGUGGGGGCGCUGGUGGCAGUGGUGCUGGUGAAGAACAAAGAGAUCCACGCCCGUACACUGAUGUCUACACCAUGCCAACGUCAAGAUGGCGGUUUGCUGACUUCCGGCGACCCUAAGUCACCGAGUCCGUUUCACGACAUCACCACUGCGGAGUACAGCAAACUGUUCUCCUACCUCAGAUCCGUUCCAGAACUUUCUCUCGCCGACCCGUGCAGAGCAGGAGUCAAUACUUCUAAUAUUUUCAUGGCAGAUCUACUGUUACCGCCCAAAAGGGAUGUCCUCAAGUUCCUGGAUGGCUCAGGGCCCCAACCUCCCCGCGAGGCUCGCGUCCUUAUCUUCAGAGGAGAUAAAGCCCCACCUGUUGUCGAGGAGUACCGAGUGGGGCCCUUGUCUGACCCCACCUACUGCACACUGAUUAAGAACCCUGUGCGCCGUAAUCCUGUGCAGUUCGCCUACCGACCAGUGGGAUUUGUGGAAUACUUCACUGCCGUCGAAUGUAUCAUGAAACAGGUUGACCAAGAGGUAACUACAGCCGGUACUAGGUGGGCUUCAUCCUACAGGAGAGCUACGAGGCCACGUUUACAGACUGUGGAGACAAGUGUCUCACUACCUUCCUCGUCGCCGUUGGGGUCAGCCCUGAUGAGAAAGGCUGCCAGGAGAAUCUGGUUGUGGGGUGACUACCCAGCAGAGUACUCUAGACUUCAUCCACUAGACUUUGGUGUGCUUGCCAAUGUGGACGGCAGCGACCCUUCCUUGUGGAAGGUAGAAAAAGUCUGGUACGCUGGGGCCUUGUAUGAAUCCCUGACUGAACUGGCCGCACGGUACCGAGAUAUCAGCAACCCCAUCAACAAGAUAAAGUUGCCGUUUGUGUCCACAUCACGUGACCUUUUUUCCACCCAGAACCUUCGUGGAUCCCCAGUGCCCGCUACUCCAAAACGACCCCCUUUGCAGGUUGAGCCUGACGGUAAACGCUACACCAUCAAGCACAGACAUGUGAACUACAUGCAAUGGGACUUCGACAUCCGCCUGUCGGCCUUCAAUGGCCCUCAAGCCUACGACAUCCGCUUUAACGGCGAGCGGCUGGUGUACGAGCUGGGUCUGUCGGAAAUCAGCGUCUACUACUCCGGCGACAACCCCAUCCAGAGGGUCACGGACAUCGUGGAUAGUGGCAUCCUCCUUGGGAUACAUUCCAAAUCUUUGAUUCCCGGUGCCGACUGCCCCGAGGGAGCGACGUUUCUGAAUGCAAGUUUUCUGAGCGAGAGGAUGGCGGCGGCCACGGAGCUGGCACAGGCCACGUGCGUCUUCGAGCAGAACACGGCGAUGCCACUACGUCGCCACUUGGCGUACUCCGUAAGUCAGGGCGCCUUCUAUGGCGGCAUGGCCAGCUCCGUGCUGGUUGUCAGGUCCAUCCUUACUAUCCUCAACUAUGACUACAUCCUCGACUUCGUAUUUUAUCAGAACGGAGCCCUGGAGGUACGCGCUCACUCAACCGGCUACAUCCUGUCCACGUUUUACAGACCUCAAGAGGCUCCCUAUGGAUUUCGACUGGCUGAAAACAUCAACGGCAACAUUCAUCACCACAUGUUUCACUUCAAGGCUGACAUAGACAUCCUUGGAACCAGCAACCGCUACGAAACAUUGGAUAUUUCAACUGAAACCGUUAAUCUGAGGCAGGCUGUGCCCGAUAGACAGUACACGCAAACCCGCUUCUCGCGGCACCUCCUCAGGUCGGAGCUACAGGCCCUGUACAACUACAGCUUCGACUUUCCCAAGUACCACCUCGUCUACAAGGAAGGGCAAAACACAAAAUAUGGGGUCCACGAGCAUUCAGCGUCACAUCUGUAUGUAUACUCUGUCAGACUACAUCAGACUGGAAUGUCCAAGCAGCUGUUGCCCAAAGACGUUGACAACGAAGCCACCAUCCCGUGGGCGCGGCAGCAGCUGGCGGUGACGGUGCGCAAGGACAACGAGCAGUUCAGCACCUCCCCCUAUGCCCUGUUCGACAGCUUCGACCCCGUCGUCAACUUUGCCAACUUCUACAACGACAAUGAAAGCAUCGUAGAUCAGGACCUGGUAUUCUGGUUGACGCUCGGUAUCCACCACAUCCCACACACAGAGGACCUGCCCGUUACACACCCAGGAGAAACUCUAAGCUUCUUCCUGCUGCCCUACAAUUAUUUUCCAGAAUGCCCUUCGGUGUCAUCACGUGACAACAUCCGCGUGGAGUACGUCAGUGCCGGUCGUCCAGAGGACGGGCUUGCGUGUGGAAAGAAACGGCAACAAGAUUAACAGAGCGUGCGGUGCCCAGACUCUAGAGGACGUGGCCAGAGACCGGCCAGACGACCUGCUGCAGACCCACAGAGACUUCAAGCUUCUGUAACAGCACACACAGGGGCGUCCACAUUCUCCAGCAGCUGAUUUAACUACAAUUAAACACAUGGACUUGCAGCUCUACGAAUGCAUCAGCAUUAUACAUUAUUAUUAUUAAAUAAAUAAUAAAGACCUAAAGACCUCCACCUUUAAAGACGCUUGCUUUGCAAAGCUUGUGUAAUGUCAGCAGCCUCCAUUCUAUUCACAACCACUGUGCCUCUCCUGUCCAUCGCCAGUAAAUGACGAUUCUACUAGUUCUUCCAUGUGUUAGCCACUGACGUCUAAUCUUGUUUAGUCCAACUGAGCUCUAACUGGAAAUGUUACUGUCAAUAAAGUAGAAUGUCAUGUAGAAACAGGAGAGUGAACUUGUUAAUAAGAUUUUUAUUACUCAAUUGAUUACAAUGGCUAUUGCAAAACUUAUUAUUAGGACUUCUUGACGAUGUGACUAUAACUAUUUGAUGAUGUGACCAUCUCUUUUGUUUUAUUUUUCUUACUUACUUCUGCACGCCGACACGCACAAUGUGUG